AUGAGAGAAGGGGAAGUAGAGCUAUGGAUCGAGCGACUGGAAACUAUCUUUGAGGUGGUGAUCUAUACCCCUAGGCAGAAGGUUAUCCUGGCCAUAGUGCAGCUAGUUAAUACUGCCUUAAUAGGAAUUCGUAAGGCCUUCGAAUGUCACAGAGUAGGGGCAUUAUUUGAUUUGGGUGCUCUUCAUUUCUUUGUGUUUGAGGAGUAUGUGAAUAGAUUGGAUUCUUUUAGCUCAUCUAAUAUCACUAGUAGAGCUUGUCAAGGAAUAGAGGUGAUUAUUGGCAUAGAUUGGCUAGUAGUGAAUAAUGCUAUGAUUGAUUGUGCUAGAAAGGUGGUUUCACCAUCAAUGUUGUGUGUAGCAGUGGAUUCUUUAGAGAAACUUAAGUUCUUGUCAGUGGUUAGAGUUGAGAAGUUAAUUCAGCAAGGUUGUGAUGCGUAUAUGGUGUUAUUUACCUCCAACACGGUGUAUGAUGGUGGAGUUGGGAAGAUUGAUGUAGUAAGUGAGUUCCCUAAGGUAUUUUCAAAUGAAGUGAUGGGAUUACCUCUUGAAAGGGAAGUAGAGUUGUCAAUUGAUUUGGUUCCUGGAAUUGAACCAAUAUUAAAGGUCUCAUAUAGAAUAUUGCUAACAGAAUUGGCUGAAUUGAAGAAGCAAAUUAAAGACUAG
Molecule: messenger RNA, 663 nt
Organism: Prosopis cineraria
Lineage: Eukaryota; Viridiplantae; Streptophyta; Magnoliopsida; Fabales; Fabaceae
Exons: 3
Coding region: 1-663 (220 amino acids)
Source: RefSeq, a predicted model, not a curated record